Messenger RNA from Myxocyprinus asiaticus (Chinese sucker), 5494 nucleotides. RefSeq names its product glutamate receptor ionotropic, NMDA 1. Gene Ontology annotation, cellular component: neuron projection; NMDA selective glutamate receptor complex; synapse. Gene Ontology annotation, biological process: monoatomic ion transport; chemical synaptic transmission; regulation of membrane potential. NCBI's taxonomy places the organism in Eukaryota, Metazoa, Chordata, Actinopteri, Cypriniformes, Catostomidae. The record is from RefSeq and is a predicted model, not a curated record. Gene Ontology annotation, molecular function: NMDA glutamate receptor activity. The coding region runs from base 426 to 3239 and encodes 937 amino acids. The transcript is spliced from 21 exons.
CUCUCACAGAGCAUCAGGUCACCCGGACGCGCGACGGUACGUGCAAAACCUUGACUACAAUUCAGACACGACUAGAGCGAGAGAAGUGACAUUUUGAAUGCAGAUGACUUCAGCAAUACUCCAAAACUAAUUUUUUUGCACGUUCUCCUGGGAGAGAAAGAGAAAGAACAGGAGACGACUAUCAACAGGAGCGAACAUAAUUUCCACAAAGGCGUUUUGACAUGGAUUUCUCGAUAAUGAUCGGGUUUUAUGGCCAGUGCACAAAAAGUCAAUAAAUCAAGCACAUUCCUCAGCGGAGUAGACUGAGUUGAUCAAAUUCCAGUGCUAGGAGAGGACGCAUUGAGAGGGGAUCUGACUAAUCAACUGACAUCGACACGUAUCCUCCACAAGGCACUCGGCUGGACUUCUGUGCGAUCCAGGGCAAAAUGCGUCUGGUUCUGUUCGCCUUUCUCAUCUCAUGCUCCUGUGCGAGAGGUGGGUGCGAACCGAAGACUGUAAAUAUCGGGGCAGUCCUGAGCCAGAAGAGAUAUGAACAAGUGUUCAAAGACGCUGUCACCCAAGCAAACAUUAUAUACGGAAAAGAUAAGUUCAAGAUGAACGCUAUUUCAGUCACCCAUAAACCAAACGCAAUCCAGAUGGCACUCUCCGUGUGUGAGGACCUCAUCUCCAACCAGGUCUAUGCGAUCUUGGUGAGCCACCCACCCCAGUCCAAUGACCAUCUGACCCCCACACCUGUGUCCUACACAGCUGGAUUUUACCGUAUCCCUGUGGUUGGCCUCACCACCCGCAUGUCUAUCUACUCAGAUAAGAGUAUCCACCUCUCCUUCCUGCGCACAGUGCCGCCCUAUUCCCACCAAGCCCAGGUGUGGUUUGACAUGAUGCGAGAGUUCCAGUGGAAUCACAUCAUCCUGAUUGUGAGUGAUGACCAUGAGGGCAGAGCAGCACAGAAAAGACUGGAAACUCUGUUGGAGGAGAGGGAGACGAAGAGUAAAAACAGGAACUAUGAAAACCUCGACCAACUGUCCUUUGACAACAAGCGAGGACCCAAGGCAGAGAAAGUGCUCCUGUUCAGCCAAGACACAAAUCUGACGGCUUUGCUUCAGGAGGCCAAAGAGCUGGAGGCCCGAGUGAUCAUCCUGUCUGCGAGCGAAGAUGAGGCCGCAGCCAUUUAUAAGGCGGCACGCCAGCUCAAUAUGACAGGCUCUGGUUACGUGUGGUUGGUUGGAGAAAGGGAGAUGUCUGGUAAAGCACUGAGUGAAGCCCCAGAUGGCUUGCUCGGCCUUCAGCUUAUCAAUGGCAAGAACGAGUCUGCACACAUCUACGAUGCGGUGGCUGUGGUGGCCCAGUCCAUCCAGGAGCUCUUUGAGAAGGAGAAUAUCACAGAGCCUCCACGAGGCUGUGUUGGCAAUACAAACAUCUGGAAGACUGGCCCACUCUUCAAACGAGUGCUGAUGUCAUCCAAGUAUCCAGAUGGCCUGACAGGCCGCGUGGAGUUUAAUGAUGACGGAGACAGGAGGUUCGCCCACUACAGCAUUUUGAACUACCAAAAAUCCAGACUGGUUCAAGUGGGCGUCUACAACGGCUCGCAAGUUGUAAUGAACACUCAGAGGAAGAUCAUUUGGCCAGGAGGAGAAACCGAAAAGCCGAAAGGCUAUCAGAUGUCGACAAGAUUAAAGAUUGUCACCAUUCAUCAAGAGCCCUUUGUCUAUGUGAAACCAACUCUACGUGAUGGAACUUGCAAGGAAGAGUACACUGUGAAUGGAGUCCUGAUUAAAAAAGUGAUCUGCACUGGCCCCAAUGAGACCAUUCCAGGUCGCCCCAUAGUGCCUCAGUGCUGUUAUGGGUUCUGCAUUGACCUCUUGAUCAAACUUGCAAUGACAAUGAACUUUACCUAUGAAGUGCAUCUAGUGGCUGAUGGUAAAUUUGGCACUCAGGAGCGUGUAAACAACAGCAACAAGAAGGAGUGGAAUGGCAUGAUGGGAGAACUCCUGAGUGGCUUGGCAGACAUGAUUGUGGCUCCACUUACAAUCAACAAUGAACGAGCCCAGUAUAUAGAGUUCUCUAAACCAUUCAAGUACCAGGGGCUCACAAUACUUGUCAAAAAGGAAAUACCACGCAGUACGCUGGACUCGUUCAUGCAGCCCUUUCAGAGCACUCUGUGGUUACUGGUGGGUCUAUCGGUCCAUGUUGUGGCGGUGAUGCUCUACCUAUUAGACCGUUUCAGCCCAUUUGGAAGGUUUAAAGUGAAUAGUGAAGAGGAAGAAGAAGAUGCUCUCACCUUAUCCUCUGCUAUGUGGUUCUCCUGGGGUGUACUUCUGAACUCCGGUAUUGGAGAAGGUGCCCCACGGAGCUUUUCAGCAAGGAUUUUAGGUAUGGUGUGGGCUGGUUUUGCUAUGAUUAUAGUUGCAUCCUAUACUGCCAAUUUGGCAGCCUUCCUAGUGCUGGAUCGGCCUGAGGAGCGCAUUACCGGCAUCAACGACCCUAGGCUGCGAAACCCAUCAGACAAGUUCAUCUACGCCACAGUGAAGCAGAGCUCUGUGGACAUUUACUUCCGGCGUCAAGUUGAGCUAAGCACCAUGUACCGCCACAUGGAAAAGCACAACUACGAGAGCGCCGCUGAAGCCAUCCAGGCCGUGCGAGACAACAAACUCCACGCUUUUAUAUGGGAUUCAGCAGUGUUGGAGUUUGAGGCCUCGCAAAAAUGUGACCUGGUCACCACAGGCGAGCUGUUCUUCCGCUCUGGAUUUGGCAUUGGCAUGCGUAAAGACAGCCCAUGGAAGCAAAACGUCUCAUUGGCCAUUCUCAGUUCCCAUGAGAAUGGCUUUAUGGAGGACUUGGAUAAAACCUGGGUCCGAUAUCAGGAGUGUGACUCCAGAAGCAAUGCACCAGCUACACUCACUUUCGAGAAUAUGGCAGGCGUGUUUAUGUUGGUGGCUGGUGGCAUCGUUGCCGGGAUCUUCCUCAUCUUCAUUGAGAUUGCAUACAAGCGACACAAGGAUGCUCGUAGGAAGCAGAUGCAGCUGGCCUUUGCCGCAGUUAACGUUUGGAGGAAGAACCUACAGGAUAGGAAAAGUGGUAGAGCAGAGCCCGACCCCAAAAAGAAAGCCUCUUUUAGGUCCAUCAGUACCAACCUGGCCUCCAACAUCAAGAGACGUAGGUCGUCCAAAGACACGCCAUAUCCCACGGAUAUUACCGGCCAGCUCAACCUGUCUGACCCCUCUGUGAGCACAGUCGUGUGAAAGUGAACAAACGAGAGAGAAAGCGAAUUUGACAGGCAAAAAGAGAGAGAGACUUUGCAGACUGGAAGAGCAGGAGGUGGUUGGUUCUGAAACAGACCUGAUGAUCUAAAGCUGCUGCUGCUUCUUCACCCACCUGAGCCAACAACACCAUCAUUUGUGCAAACCCACCCAACAUGGACAUAUGCACACUGGAUUUGAAACACUUAUGGACACACUGUGCCAAAAUCAACCAUAAUGGAGCAAACCCACACUGCCACAUAGUUCACACUCGGCCCAAACACACACACAAUUUUUUUGCACAUACCUAAGCAAGUUUUUGUGAAAUAUGUAAAUAUACAGUAUAGACAGAGUUCUGUUUCUCCACCCACAUUAGGUCAUUAUUCAGUGUUAUCAAAAGAAAAGUUCUAGACCAUAGAACAAUGCAUUCGUUUUUACUAUACAGACACAAUUAUGUUACAUACAUAUGCAGUACAUAUCUUUCUACCUCCACCUUAGAUGGAUUUUGGUAGUGUUUUGAUGUUUUCCCAUAUGAAAAGAGGUUUGUUAGAACAAACACAGAACAUAUCUUUUACUUGUAUUUUUAGAUUAGACGAUUGAAAAAGUAGGUUAUGUUAUAAAAUGCAGUACUAUAAAUAAUACUGUUGGAGAAUUCAAAGCUGGUGGUACAAAAGUGGCACAUUUUUGAUCAUUGUUGCACUUUGCUGUAAACUGCAUCUCUUAAUACCAUAUUCUCUCUCUUCACUGCCAUUUUCAAAACACAAUCUCCUGAAGUGGUCCAUGUCACUUUGGACCAAAAAAUACUGUGGAUUUUUGAACAACAAUCUUUUUUCUCUAUUUAUUCAUUUAUGUUUUUAUCUUUUGUACAACAAAGAAUUCUUGCUUUGGAUGUGAAUUAUCUGAAAAUCAGCAGAUAAUAUAAAAUGUAGCAGAUCUAACCUUCAAAAAGGUUUUACGACAAACUUUAAACAAAUGAAAGGAACCCAGUUCCACUUAAGAGUGGCAUAGAUGUAAUGAAGCAGAUAUUAUUACAGGAUUUUUGAGCUUCAUUUCUGUUUGACGUGUCUGGCUUGAAAUUCCCUGUAAUAAUUUUUGUAUCAUUGCGUGAAGACAGUGGCAUGCUUCAUUUUGCUACUACAAAGGGACCUUUCUUCACAUUAUAUAUAUUUCACUAUAUGAUUCUAAUAUAUGAGCAGUAUUAUAUUUUGUAUGUGUGUAAAAAUAACACUAGAUGCUAUUUUCAUUGUUUGUUGUCCCAUCAGCUUUUGCUCUGUGGGUUAGUUAAAUGGUUACCUGCAUAAGUGAUCAUUUAAAAUAUGAGUCAGUCGUCUUUUUCUGUGGACUUUUAAAAGUAUACUGACCAAUAACAGUCUAAUAAAAGUAUUAGAACAUUGUAUAGGACCUUUGUUUUAAACAAAUUGAGGGCUUUUCUAACUAUUGUGAAAAAUGCUGAAUGUGAACUAAGCGUACUGUAAUUGUAACAGUAAGUUAUGGAGCUAUUUUACAAGAUGAAGACAUUAACAUGAGGAAAAUAUAUGUUUUAGAAGAAAAUGGGAAAUCUUUUGUAGAAAAAUGUAGUUAGAUCUUGCAGGGUCUGAUGGUCUUUCCAAUAUUGCUCUGUUUGCUGGGUUGGGUUCAGCAAAACGUCCAGUUUUACUGUGAACAUAUCUGUGAACCAUUUCAUGUUAAAGGAAGAGUUGUUACGAAAUGCGUAAUGCAUUAAGCACAUACAAUAUGUAAAUUCUCUGUAGAUUCAUGAAUAUUGACUAUGACCUAAAUAGAAAUAUAUUCUGUCCUUUGCACUGCUGUGUCCAUCAUGUACAGCUAAUAUUUAAUCAUACUAUUGUAUUACUGGAAUCUCGAAAGAACAGAUGCAGUCCAGUUUACGAAGUGUGAUGAAAACCAACAACAGCGUCAAGAAUUAUUUUUUUCUUCUCAAAAUAAAUAAUAAAUAGGAAGGGAAUGCACAUCUUGGCUUAAGAGGAAGCAUGUCUUUGACAAGCAAACCAAUGUAACCUGUCCUGUUCACUGUUGUAUACAAAUAUAUAUUAUUUCUAAGGCUUUAAAAUGUUGUAUGACCAAUUUAAUUUGCUUUCACCAUGUUUUCUACCACCAAAUAUACUUUUAAUGAUUAUUCCAAUAUUGUUUGUGAAAAAACUACAAUCUGAACUGAAUUCAAACAAAGAUAUAUGUUUAAAAAAAUGUAUAAUUGCUGUAAUCCAGUGUGCGAAUAAAAUAAAUAUAAAAUGGAAAAAUAA